This is a messenger RNA of Mobula hypostoma (lesser devil ray), 1701 nucleotides long. Its product is annotated as beta-galactoside alpha-2,6-sialyltransferase 2-like. Gene Ontology annotation, biological process: sialylation. The coding region runs from base 415 to 1701 and encodes 428 amino acids. The record is from RefSeq and is a predicted model, not a curated record. Gene Ontology annotation, cellular component: Golgi apparatus. Lineage: Eukaryota; Metazoa; Chordata; Chondrichthyes; Myliobatiformes; Myliobatidae. Gene Ontology annotation, molecular function: beta-galactoside alpha-2,6-sialyltransferase activity. The transcript is spliced from 6 exons.
CAAGCAAAACAGUAAACUGUGCUGGUAACAUUCCAAGCGGUAUACUUUCUCUGCUCAUCUGGCUUACGCUUGCUGGAAAAUUUCAAAGCUGAUUUGAUCUCUGAAACAGCAGCAAGGUGGUGUUGCCUGUUUGCAGCCUUCCCUUUACUCCAGCGUUCCCCAGCAAUGCUUUGCAGUUCUUUCAGAGGUAGUGCUGCUAUGGAGCCUGACUGGGCAGAGGUUGUUCCCUCUUGCUUCUUCUGGACUCUUCAUUGUUCCUGAUAACCAUUCAGAAGUCAUACCCUCCUCCGCCACAGACUACAGUGUCAUCUUCCACCCUCAGAAACUGAAGUGGCUGCAUCUCCUGGUUUAAGACCUGGCUUUUUCACACUCCAGCUGUGCUGAAUCCAAGAGGAGUUUGGUGCAGUUUGGACAAUGAAAGCCAAGGCCAAGCAAUGGAAGCACCUAGUGCUGAUUGGGAUACUGGCAUGGGCACUCGUCGUCUUGCUGCUGUUUACAUAUUUCACAGACUUCAAAACAGAUGAGCGUCCAGCCAGCUUUUUCACAAAUACUGAGACAAGAAGGCUCUUCCCCGUACAGGGUAAACUGAGAGCCAUUAUGGGGGCCUUCCAAAAUCCCAAGGUCUCAGCAAGUCACAAGGCAAAUAGUCUUUUCUUUGAGGAUGAUGAAGAUUCUGUGCAUUCAUUGCGUUUAGAUUAUUUGAAUGAUCCCAGUCUAAAAUGGACCCAGGAGGAGGAGGACAGUGGCGAGCUUAAAGUCUGGAGAAGUGUGAAGAAAAGACAGAUUGGUGGACAGCUGCAAACUCAAAACCAGGAGAUGGAUAAGAUCAUUAAAGUUAUCAAUAAAGAUGGCAAUUCUUAUGAAGAAAUAAUGAUUCAAAAUGCAAAGUCUAGGCCUUACGGAACAGUUAUUCAGAAUAAGGAAAGUUCAAAUUACCUUCUUGACCCUUUACAUGAAAAUCUAGAUUCCUUUGACCUAGAGGACUUGGAGUUUUCAAAAUCCAGUUCACUGCUUGUCAAACUGUGGAGAGGAAAUAUGUCAUCUGAGAUGCUGAAUCCUCGGUUACAAAAAGCUAUGAGGGAGUAUGUGAAUGAAAACAGACAUGGUGUCAACUAUCAGAAGAAAGGGGAAGCUGAAAGGAUGAUUGGAGAAGAUCUCCUCUGCCAAUUGAAAAACAAAGUCAAACUAAGAACCCUUGAUGGGAAGGAGGCUCCAUUUUCUACAUCUGGUUGGAGAAAGCACAUUCCUAAAAUUCCUCUGAGCAAGAUCAGGGUUAACCCACAGGCCUUCAGGAAUUGUGCUGUUGUUGCAUCUGCUGGUGCAAUACUGAAUUCCUCCCUCGGAGAAGAAAUAGAUUCCCAUGAUGCAGUUCUAAGAUUUAAUGCAGCCCCUACGCAAGGUUAUGAGAAGGAUGUUGGAAGCAAAACCACGAUCCGUGUUAUUAACUCACAAAUUCUUGUUAACCCGGAGCACAAGUUUAAUAAUAGCACUCUAUUCAAGAAUGUGGUUCUGGUGGCCUGGGAUCCUGCACCUUACUCGAUAAACUUGCUGAAGACAAUCUCGGAAAAAGCUCAGCAAUAUCUCAUUGUUGGCACGAUCUAUGUCCGGCUACUGUUAGCUCACAAGCAAGGCAAUGUCUGCCUCUUAGCCCAUCACCCUCAUGACGUAGGUCUUGAGCAAUAUCUAGCUCAUCAAGCUUGA